Messenger RNA from Alosa sapidissima (American shad), 3639 nucleotides. RefSeq names its product c-mer proto-oncogene tyrosine kinase a (gene mertka). The transcript has 19 exons. Lineage: Eukaryota; Metazoa; Chordata; Actinopteri; Clupeiformes; Clupeidae. Gene Ontology annotation, cellular component: signaling receptor complex. Gene Ontology annotation, biological process: nervous system development; positive regulation of kinase activity; phagocytosis. The record is from RefSeq and is a predicted model, not a curated record. Gene Ontology annotation, molecular function: ATP binding; protein binding; transmembrane receptor protein tyrosine kinase activity. The coding region runs from base 219 to 3107 and encodes 962 amino acids.
AACGCGUGGAAAACUCGGCUGCAUUUCUGCUCUGCCGCGGGACGUGGCGAGCCACUGCACUCUGAUCGGAAAAUAUCUUAAACUUCACUACAUCAAAGACGAUGUAACUUUAAUUAACUUGUUACCAGUUGGAGCCAGCGUUUUUGGCGAUCAUUAACUUCGAGGCAAGAAAAGAUCCAACUUUACUUUACCGCUUAUUUUUUCUUUGCCUAAAGAAAAUGGAUUUUAAAGUAGCUACUUGGAUUGUGUGUUUACUUCUUGCACCGUCUGCCUCUGCACUCAUUGACGACAGCCUAUCCUCCUCACAUUCUGGACACCCCGUCCAUCUGGCUCGACAGCCACGCUCCCCCAGGCCUACGACAGGCCCGGAGCCCCUCAUUGUCCCGGGCCGAGCCGCUAGUGUCCACCUGAGCCCAGACAAGAUCAAGCUGCUCCGUUUCAGGCCAACCGUGGGCACCAUCAACCUCUCUGAGGGAAUGGACGUGACCCUCAACUGCUCCAUCGACGUCACCGGCUUGGGCAAGCCGGACCUGACCAUCCUAUGGAUCAAGAAUGGGGUGGAGGUACCGUACGGCUUGCAAACUGAUCUUCACAUUGAUGGCCAGUUUAGUCUGCUUUCCAAAAUGAGAAUCUCAAAAGUACAGCGUGCUGAUGCGGGAGAGUAUCGCUGCAGGAUUGGUCUCAGUAACACCUUGAUUGAAUCAGACCCCAUUAAAGUAGAGGUCGAAGGUUUGCCAACAUUCACAAAACAGCCCAGUGACGUGAACGUGACCCAGAAUACCCCUUUUGACCUGACCUGUGAGGCUGUGGGUCCUCCUCACCCGGUCACAAUUUGGUGGUACCACAACGGAGUGCGGAACAUCUCUGAGCCCUCUCCCAGUACCAUCCGCAUCACAGGUGUUGACAAGCCCACCCAGUACAGCUGUGAAGCCAUUAACUCAAGGGGUCUUACCUUGUCCAGAGAGGCACACAUUAACAUCAAAGGUCUGCCAGCUCGUAUCACUGGCCUGACUGUGACGGAGCAGGGCUCCAAUAGGUUGACCCUGGCCUGGACGCCGGGGCACAAUGGCUUCUCUCCCCUCUCCAACUGCUCCAUCUCGGUGCGUGAGCUCAACAGAAAGGACAAUCCUACAAGAGUGGUCAAUGCCCACGUGCCGCCGUUCCAGCACGAUGUGACCGGGCUGAAGGCCAUGACCAAGUACAACAUGAGUGUAUACUGUACCAAUGAGGUGGGCAAGUCACAGCCCAGCACAUGGGUCAAGACAGAGACACCUGAGGGAGUGCCCUCAGAGCCACCCCGUAACGUGUCCGUGCAGCUGAACGAGUCGGUGAUGGUCAUCCGCUGGUUGCCGCCACCCCCAGACAAGAUCAAUGGGAUCCUGAAGGGCUAUGACGUUAUCAUCAAGCAUGGUGUGAAUGGCACCCACUUGAACAAGAUUUCUAGCCCCACAACCGAGGCCACAUGGGUUUUGUCUGCAUUUAACACAACCUACAGCAUCCAGAUAGCAGCUCGCACACAAGCAGGCAGUGGAGCUCUCAGCUCACGCUUCUGGAUACGAGUCAACCAGUCAGCUUCAGGCACGGCUGUGAUUCCUCCCUUCGGCCCGGACAAGCACGGCUCUGACUCGGUGUAUGUGGUGCUGGGGGUGGUGUGCGGCAUCUGCCUGCUUAUCGUGGUUCUCUGGGUCGCCGCAUGCACCCGCAGCAGACUCAUGGAGACGCGGCUGGGGCAGCUCUUCACAAACGAGGGGAAGUUUCAGCCCACAGUUCAGUACAGACCCCAGAGGUCUUAUAACCGCUCGGCCAUCGAGAUCACAUUGGCCAACCUGGGUGUGAGCGCGGAGCUACAGGCUAAACUGCAGGACGUGAUGAUUGUGAGGGCCCUGCUGUCCAUAGGGAAGAUCUUAGGAGAGGGAGAGUUUGGGUCGGUGGUCGAAGGUCAUUUGAGGAAGCCAGAUGGAACUUCUGAGAAAGUGGCAGUGAAGACAAUGAAAUUGGAUAACUUCUCUCAGAGGGAGAUUGAAGAGUUCCUAAAUGAGGCAGCCUGCAUGAAGGACUUCCACCACCCGAAUGUCAUUGGGCUCAUGGGUGUAUGUUUGGAGGUCGGCUCUAAUCAUUUUCCGAAACCCAUGGUCAUUCUACCCUUCAUGAAGUACGGUGACCUCCACAGCUAUCUGCUCCGCUCUCGACUUGGAGAAAGUUCUGUGUACUUGCCCACACAGAUGCUUCUCAAAUUUAUGAUUGACAUCGCCUUGGGUAUGGAGUACCUCAGUAGCCGGAACUUUCUGCAUAGAGAUCUUGCUGCGCGAAAUUGCAUGCUACGUGAUGACAUGACCGUGUGUGUGGCAGACUUUGGCUUGUCAAAGAAGAUAUACAGUGGUGACUAUUACCGGCAAGGAAGAAUAGCCAAGAUGCCUGUGAAGUGGAUAGCCGUGGAGAGCCUGGCAGACCGAGUCUUCACUGUAAAGAGUGACGUGUGGGCCUUUGGCGUGACAAUGUGGGAAAUUGCAACACGUGGCAUGACACCAUAUCCUGGGGUCCAAAACCAUGAGAUAUAUGACUACCUGCUGGACGGUCACAGAUUGAAGCAGCCAAAUGACUGUCUAGAUGAACUCUAUGAGAUCAUGUAUAGCUGCUGGCGGGCGGACCCUCUGGACCGGCCUGACUUUACCCAGGCGAGAGAGCUUCUGGAGAAACUGGCCGAAAAGCUUCCGGAAGUUUCCAGCCGCGAGAACCUCAUCUACAUCAACACCAGCUUCCCUGAAGAGGACCCGACAACAUCAGCAGGAGCAGCAGCAGAGCCUGCUGAGUUCCAACUAGACGUGGGUCCGGUGGCUUGUUCAUCACCAGCCUGCAGCCGGCAGAGCAUGGACACCUCCAUCGUCACCGCAGACAUUCACGAGAGCGGCAAGGAGGACGAAGAGGGGGAUGAGGAUGACCGCUAUGUCAUCGUCAUCUCCUCAGAGGACCCCUCUGUGACGGGUGGUCCGGCUGCUGUGAACAUGCCACUCUUGUCCAGGGAGGGUCAGGACCAGGCCCUUAGUGACUCAGAUGCAUCUGAGCGAAGGACAGAACAGGGCCCAAGCGAUAUCACACGCUUACUGUGAUAAGUGAAACAAUUCCAGUGUUCACCUCCCAUAAUAGCCAAAAAGUCUGGAGACACUAUUAAAGAUGAUCAAUUUGCCUAGUCUGUUGGUUGUGUGAUGUGAUGCCUAAUGCCAGUAUUUUGUUAGGUCAUCAUUGUUUUCAAUGGUUUGAUUCAAAAUUCAAUAGGAAAUAUUUGUGCCCAUAUUGCGAAGACAUGCAGCUGCCUCCUGUCAAGGAUGCUUUUCCUUGAUAUGAAUUAAUUGUGGGUAUUUUGUGUGUGUGUGUGUGUGUGUGUGUGUGUGUGUGUGAGAGAGAGCGAGAGAGAGAGAGAGAGAGAGAGAGAGAAUGAGAAUGAGAGAGUUCUACAUGUGAUCUGUGUGUAUAUAUUGUAUUUGUAUAUGAUUUGUAAAUGAGUCUUUUUUCUAAUGAGUCAUUUUCUAUUUACCAUGCUCUACUUUUGUGAAGAUUACUUAAAUUGUGUUAUGUGCUUAAAAUAUGUGAAAAGAAUGAUAUUAUAUAAAAAUAUAAUAAACUGACCAAAUGUUAAGGAGG